Molecule: messenger RNA, 1212 nt
Organism: Penicillium vulpinum
Lineage: Eukaryota; Fungi; Ascomycota; Eurotiomycetes; Eurotiales; Aspergillaceae
Exons: 4
Coding region: 1-1212 (403 amino acids)
Source: RefSeq, a predicted model, not a curated record
AUGUCCAAUGAAGACCUUUCGACUGCCAUGCCAUCCAGGAUAACGACUCUCCUACCGCCACUCUUACCUGUCACCGAGCAUGAUCAUGGUGCUUGGGUUAUCACCGUGAGCACCAUUCUGCUUAUCAUUACUAUUCUUGCAACAACAGUGACCUUUAUAUCUCGCAUCCGCGUUUUGCGCAAAGUUUCGUGGAGUGAUUCAACUCUAUUUUUAAGUUGUAUUAUACUUAUUCCCCAGACUGUGUGUGUGAAUUUAGCUAGCUCCCAUGGCAUUGGCAAGCACCGAUAUGCAUUGAGCAAGUCCUCAUUUGAGAAAUACAGCAAGACACUCUUUGCUAGCCAGCUUCUUGCCGUUCUCAUUUUAGGGUGUUCCAAAGCCGCCGUUGCACUUCUCGUCUUAUCUUUGCAACCCUUUGAGAAAAUAACGCUCGCAUGCAAGGCUGUUUUGGGCUUGAUCGGCACAUGGAUCCUGGCUGCACUCAUAGCGCUCGGAAAACAAUGCGAUCAACCGCAACCAUGGAACUUCAGUCCCGAGCGAUGCGUGAACCAAGAAGCUUUAUACAUCGCAUUGGGGGGUACCCACAUAUUAUUAGAUGUGGUAGUCAUUGGGCUGCCAGUGACUCUACUACAUCAAGUUCAAAUAAUACGGUGGAAGCGCCACCAAAUCUCUGCCCUGUUUGCGAUGCGGAUCCUAGUUCCAGCUCUGACCAUUGCUGGUCUGCACUCCCUCCGACCAGUAUAUGCCUCCAAGCCCCUAGACGAAACAUGGAAUGCUCUCAUGCCAGCUAUCUGGCUACAAUUAAUCCUCAGCUCCUCGAUUCUCUGCACAUGCAUCCCAACCCUCAAAAGGGUACUCGCUGAGCUCCAGACAGGCAUGAUGGCCGGCAUCGUCUCAGACUUUUUUGAGCAAUCCGUCUCUGGUCACACCAACUCGGGAGAUCGAUCAGCAUCCAAGUCUGACAAUACCAAUGGGCAAAGAUCAGAACCAGUGUCAGCGUCCCGCUCCCGAAUUCAAACAGACUCGUUCGAUGUUGAGCGCAUGGACAGUCAAAGGAAUCUGCGCGAAAACGCCAUUGUGCGAACGAUCGACUAUGAGGCCUUUUACGAAGGAUCUGGUUCUUCUAGGGCCUCUUCUAUUCAUAACUAUGACAGUAAUGGUCUAAAUACAUAUUCACAUGGCGGAACCUUAAGGCAACAGGCGCUGAACGGUUGA